Molecule: messenger RNA, 762 nt
Organism: Lingula anatina
Lineage: Eukaryota; Metazoa; Brachiopoda; Lingulata; Lingulida; Lingulidae
Product: fibrinogen-like protein 1
Biological process (GO): fibrinolysis; blood coagulation; positive regulation of heterotypic cell-cell adhesion
Cellular component (GO): fibrinogen complex
Molecular function (GO): extracellular matrix structural constituent; protein-macromolecule adaptor activity
Source: RefSeq, a predicted model, not a curated record
AUGGGCAAACAAAUGAGGACACAGUCAUCCAACAUCCAAAGCCUCCAGAGUUUAAGCUCUCAGCUUCAGCAACAACUAGCCCAAACCCCCAAAUUUCCAAUCAAGAAAGAGUAUAAAGAUUGUUCUGAAUACAGACUAGAUGGUUAUAAAGACACAGGUUUAUAUAACAUCACACUGAGCCACGCCCUGUCUCAUAACACAGUGUGGUGUGACAUGACCACUGACAAUGGAGGAUGGACGCUGAUACAAAGAAGACAAGAUGGUUCCGUUUACUUUUAUCGUGACUGGGCAGAGUACAAGAACGGUUUUGGUAACAUCGAUGGUGAAUUCUGGCUUGGGAAUGACAACAUCCACUAUCUGACCAAUCAGAAAGAUUACAGGCUACGUGUUGAUUUGUGGGACUUUGAAGGCAAUCAUCGUCAUGCUGAAUAUGAUGACUUCAAGGUUGACGAUGAAAAGGCAAAAUACCUGCUGCAUUUUGGGAAGUACAAUGGUACUGCUGGUGAUUCCCUCAAAGACAACAACAACAUGAAAUUCAGUACAAAGUACCAGGACAAUGAUAACUGGAGCGGAAACUGUGUACAGGAUCGAAAAGGUGCAUUCUGGAUGAAUCAAUGCCAAGCUUUCAACCCAAAUGGUAUAUAUCACUUUGAUCCAAAGUACAAUGCUCAUGAUGCCAUUUGGUGGUAUAGUUGGAAAGGAACCUAUGCUUUAAAGAAAGUUGAAAUGAAGGUCCGCCCUAUGCUGUUUCACAGAUUUUAG